This is a messenger RNA of Xenopus tropicalis (tropical clawed frog), 5433 nucleotides long. RefSeq names its product tropoelastin 1 (gene eln1). Gene Ontology annotation, cellular component: extracellular matrix. The record is from RefSeq and is a predicted model, not a curated record. Bases 52 to 3738 code for a protein of 1228 amino acids. The transcript is spliced from 58 exons. Lineage: Eukaryota; Metazoa; Chordata; Amphibia; Anura; Pipidae. Gene Ontology annotation, molecular function: extracellular matrix structural constituent.
AGCGGCGGGAUAAAACCCAGCAUGUGUGAAGGAACGGGGGCAUUGUGAGACAUGGAGAGCAUACGGCCUGCCGCUCCACUCCGGAGCAUCAUCCUGUUUCUUGCCUUCUGCCAAAUAUCUCUGCAAGGAGGAGUUCCUGGUGCUGGAGUAGGAGGCCAGUUCUAUCCAGGUGCAGGUGCUUAUCCAGGUGCAGGUGCUUAUCCAGGUGCAGGUGCUUAUCCAGGUGCAGGUGCUUAUCCAGGUGCAGGUGCUUAUCCAGGAGCUGGUGUAGGAACAGGAGGCAUUGCACCCGGAAUAGGAGCAGGUGUAUACCCUGGAGGCAAACCUCCCAAACCAGGUGUUGGCGGUGCUGGAGCAGGAGGUUUGGGUGCAGGAGGACUUGGGGGACUAGGAGUUGGUGGCCUUGGAGCUGGUGGAAAGCCUGGAAAAGCAGGCUAUUUGCCAGGAGGCCCUGGAGCUGGUGCAGGAGUUGGUGACCCUGGGGCUCAGGAGGUAGAAGCAGAGGCAGAAAGUGCCCAAGAAGAACAGGGUGCUGCGGAAACUCCAUUACCAGAACCACAAAGCCAACCAUGGCCAUUUCUGAAGUGCAAAGGUGGCGUCCCUGGGGCAUAUCCGGGUGCUGGAUUACCAGGUGCCGGCGUUGUGCCUGGAGUCUCCACAGGAGCGGUAGUGCCACAAGCAGGUGUUCAGCCAGGAGCAGCAGGGAAACCAGGAAAGCUGCCAGGUGCGGGAAUUCCUGGUGUCUUUCCUGGAGGACUUGUUCCGGGAACAGGGGGACGAUUCCCAGGAGUUGGCGUCCUUCCUGGAGUAGCCACUGGGAAUGGAGUCAAGCAAAAAGCUCCAGGUGGUGGUGCAUUUGCUGGAAUUCCAGGUUUUAAUGGAUUUGGUGGACAGCAGCCAGGUGUGCCUCUCGGAUAUCCAAUUAAAUCUCCAAAACUUCCAGGUGGAUAUGGACUUCCAUACACAGCAGGAAAGCCUGGAUAUGGCUAUGGAGCUUUUGGUGCCGGGGCUGCUGGGAAGGCUGGGAAGGCUGGAUACCCCACAGGAACUGGGGUUGGCGCCCUGACAGCAGCACAGCAAGCUGCAGCGAAAGCAGCCAAGUAUGGAAUUGGAGGUAUUCCUGGAGCUGUUCCUGGUACUGGUCUAGGUGGGGUUCCAGGUUUAACGCCCGGAGGUGGCGCUGUACCAGGUGUGGUGCCUGGUCUGGUCCCUGGUGCUGGAGGAGUUCCUGGAGCAGGCAUUCCUCAGCUUGGAGUCCAGCCUGGUGCCAAGGCCUCUAAAUAUGGUUUGCCUGGUGUUGGUGGAGUACCCGGCGUUGGUGGUGUACCCGGUGUUGGUGGUGUACCUGGUGUUGGUGGAGUACCUGGUGUUGGUGGAGUACCCGGUGUUGGUGGUGUGCCUGGAGUUGGUGGUGUUCCGGGGCCAACAAUUAGUGGUUUGGGAGCUAAACCCCCGAAGAUAGGAGGUGUUGGAGCAGGUGGCUUUCCAGCAGGAGUUGGAGUUGGUGCUGGUGGGCUGCCCACUGGAGUUGGUGUCGGAGGUGUUCCAGGUGCAGGUGCAUACCCUGCAGGGGGCAAACCACCUAAGCCAGGCUAUGGAGCAGGAGCUGGAUUAAUACCUGGGGGCGGAAUAACACCAGGAGCUGGACUGGGAGCUGGACUAGUACCAGGAGCAGGAACAGGAGCAGGCUUGUACCCUGGAGGCAAACCACCUAAACCAGGUUAUGGAUUGCCUGGAGGUGCAUUAACACCUGGAGCUGGACUGCAACCUGGAGCUGGACUACAACCUGGAGCUGGACUACAACCUGGAGCUGGACUACAACCUGGAGCUGGACUACUACCUGGAGCUGCAACAGGAGCAGGCGCGUACCCUGGAGGCAAACCACCUAAGCCAGGAUUAGGCAUUGGUGGACUGACACCUGGGGUAGCUGGACUAGGACCAGGAGCCGGAUUAGUACCUGGUGCUGGCGGAUUGGCACCUGGGGCAGCUGGAGGUGCAUACCCAGGGGGAAAGCCACCAAAACCAGGAGCUGGAUUGGUACCUGGCGCUGGUGGAUUGGUACCUGGUGCUGGUGGGUUGGCACCUGGUGCUGGUGGAUUGGUACCUGGUGCUGGUGGAUUGGCACCUGGCGCUGCUGCAGGUGCAUACCCAGGGGGGAAGCCACCAAAACCAGGUUAUGGACCUGGAGCUGGAUUGUUUCCUGGAGCUGGUGUGCAGCCUGGUGGAAUUGGAGCAGGAGUGGCACCUGGAGCUGGAGGCUUGUAUCCAGGAGCAGGAGGCAAACCACCUAAACCAGGUUAUGGACUCGGAGCUGGAUUAGUACCUGGUGGUGGUUUAGUGCAACCUGGAGGAAUUGCAACAGGAGUGGCACCAGGGGGAGCUGGUGGCUUGUAUCCAGGAGCAGGAGGCAAACCACCUAAACCAGGUUAUGGACCUGGAGCUGGAUUUGUACCUGGAGCUGGUAUAGGGGCUGGGGCUGGGGCUGGACUGCAACCUGGAGGAAUUGGAGCAGGCGUGGCACCAGGGGGUGUUGGUGCUGGGGGCUUGUAUCCUGGAGCAGGAGGCAAACCACCUAAGCCAGGUUAUGGACCUGGAGCUGGAUGGGUACCUGGAGCUGGUGUAGGACUUGGGACUGGAGUGCAACCUGGAGGCACUGGAACAGGCGUGGCACCAGGGGGCAUUGGAGCUGGGGGCUUGUAUCCAGGAGCAGGAGGAAAACCACCUAAACCAGGUUAUGGACCCGGAGCUGGAUUGGUACCAGGAGCUGGUGUAGGGCCUGGGGCUGGACUGCAACCUGGAGGAAUUGGAGCAGGGGGCGUUGGUGCUGGGGGCUUGUAUCCAGGAGGCAAACCACCUAAACCAGGUUAUGGACCUGGAGCUGGAUAUGUACCUGGAGCUGGAUAUGUACCUGGAGCUGGUGUAGGGCCUGGGGCUGGACUGCAACCUGGAGGAAUUGGAGCAGGGGUGGCACCAGGGGGCGUCGGUGCUGGGGGCUUGUAUCCAGGAGGCAAACCCCCUAAACCAGGUUAUGGACCCAGAGCUGGAUUGGGAACUGGAGCUGGUAUAGGGGCUGGACUGCAACCUGGAGGAAUUGGAGCAGGUGUGGCACCAGGAGGCGUUGGUGCUGGGGGCUUGUAUCCAGGAGGCAAACCCCCUAAACCAGGUUAUGGACCCGGAGCUGGAUUUGUACCUGGUGUAAGUAAUGGGGCUGGACAACAACCUGGAGGAAUUGGGACAGGCGGUGUACCAGGGGGCAUUGGAGCUGGGGGCUUGUAUCCAGGAGGCAAACCCCCUAAACCAGGUUAUGGACCCGGAGCUGGAUUGGGAACUGGAGCUGGUGUAGGGGCUGGACUGCAACCUGGAGGAAUUGGAGCAGGCGUGGCACCAGGAGGCAUUGGUGCUGGGGGGUUGUAUCCAGGAGCAGGAGGGAAACCACCUAAACCAGGUUAUGGAGCUGGUGUAGGGCCUGGGGCUGGAGUGCAACCUGGAGCAAUUGGCGGAGGAGCUGGACUAGGAGGAGUUGGAGCUGCAGGCUUGUAUCCAGGAGCAGGAGGCAAACCACCUAAGCCAGGUUAUGGAGGUGGCAUUGGAGCUGGUCUAGGACUUGGAGUAGGUGGUCUUGGAGGUGCUGGACAGUUAGGAUAUCCUCUAGGAGGAGCUCAGAAACCAUCUAAAUCUUACUACAGAGGUGGCGGCCUCUGUGGUCAAGGAAAGUACUGCGGGCGACGAAGAAAAUAAGCAGCCAAAGAGCUACGAGUAACCUCAUCAACUAUGGUGCUACUGCAUGGUGUGAAUGUAAAAGGAUUCAAGAAUCCCCUCUGUUUUUCCAUCCCCGCAUUCCUUCCCCAGCCCUUAUUUUGUCCAUUUAGCAUCCAUCUCUCUGAACACGGAGUCAGGCAGCUACACAUAAUAUAGGGAAGCCUGCAAUCUGACACUCAUAUACAUGCACACAUAAUAUUUUAUAUUACACAUACAGUGAUGCGUGACUGUGUAGUGUGUACAUGCCCAUAGGCGUGUAUAAUGUAACGAACAGCAUCUUCUAAUGCACAAAGAGAAGAAUAUACAGGAACGUGCAUAUUUGUACAAUGUUAAUGAACAAAAAUAUGCUCAGACAUUCACUAGUAUGGACAUGCAUGCACUAUAGAUAUACUGAUUACACAUACACAGUGGGGCUGGGAGGAUGGGGCUAGUGUUUUGUUUGCUUGUGACUGGGGUAGCAAGAGGAGAUGGCUUGCCCAUUUCAGGGGUAAGUGCGAUACAGAAUGCAGAACCUCUUGGGAAGUAGCAUUUUCAGACUUCAUUCUGCUGUGUGAUUUUUGCACUUCAUUGUGGGCCAUGACAUCAAUUAACAGAAUGGACACUGGGCAUGUUGCUCCCCAAGAGUUUCUCAAGUCACCAGUUAUGUUCCACUUGUCUUUGCUAAGUGGACUGGUGGUUUAUCAGCCCUGCCUAUUUAUAUAUAAAGCAGUAGUGCAAGGGCAACUUGACACAUGGGCCAGUAUGAACCAUUUGCAUCCCAGUCAAAAAGCUCCUGACCUGCCCCAUCCAACAGAAAGGAUUGCAGGAGGACUUUUUGUCCUUCCUCUCUCUCAGCACUUCCAACAAGGUGUAAAACGAUUGGUCAGUUGUCUUCCUGCUCCUGCUUCUCUCACCAUUGUGGCCCAUGAUUUUGUAACUUAUAUGUGGAACGAUGCAAUUUGCCUGCGACUGUACGGAUCUGUAUUAUUUUUAUUAUAUGUCUAUUAAAGCGUGUGACUUCUCUCUCUUCGAUGGGGGAGGGUGAGAGAAGAACUUUCCAAUGCAUCUUCUUUUUUUUUUACAUUUGCUAUGAAGAUAGGAACAAUGUCCUUAUGUUUUUUUUAAACCUUUUGUGUGCCAUGAGAUGCAGACCAUUGCUGCUUUUACAGCUGUGCCAUUCUCUGCUGGAGUAUUGAGACUGAAGGUGCUAUCCCAUUACUGUUAGCAGGACCAACGAUAACAAGUCAGGCCUUGUGGCAGUUAGAGGUGAGAUGAGAAUACAGAGUAAAUGAGCCAAGAGAGGAGGGGCCAAGUGGUUAUGUGCCAUUUUUGCAAUAUAUUCUAUACCAAUGUGAGACUUUGGGCAGAGUGCGGUCUCUCCCCCUCUUUCUCAGGCUGUCUUCCCGCGCUCUUUCUUCUCUGUCGACCUCUCAGACCCCCCCAAAGAAUAGAAUGCACAGAAAUGUUCUGGAGACAAUCCCCCUGCUGUAUCUUUGGGUGAGGGGUGUGUGUGUGAUGUGUGAACCCCUAACUUACUGACCACCCUCUCACCUCCCUCCUCUCGGUGUAUACCCUGUCUUACCGCCUCCAAUGAAGGAAAAUGGAAAUAAACCUUUUUUGUAAAGAUAAUACUGAAAAAAAAGUUAUUAAAAAGUAAUUUUGCUUAAAAUAAAGAAAUAAAUCUUUUAAAUGAUA